AUGUAUUACAAAGGAUUAUACCAUUUUUUCUACCAAUCCAAUCCAAAUGGUUCUGUUUGGGGUAACGUUGUAUGGGCCCAUUCGGUAUCGGAAGACCUAAUCAACUGGACCCCACUAGAUCCAGCAAUCGAACCAUCGAAACCAUUCGAUAAGUACGGUUGUUGGUCGGGGUCCGCUACGGUCCUUCCAGAUGAGAAACCGGUCAUUUUGUACACUGGAGUAAUAGAUAUGAACCCUGAACCGGGUUAUCAAGUCCAAAACUAUGCAAUACCUGAAGACUAUUCGGACCCGUUCCUAAAGAAAUGGAUCAAACCGGACGAUAAUCCCAUCAUAAAACCAACCAAAGAGAAUGUGUCUGCUUUUCGUGACCCCACAACGGCUUGGAGGCUCAACGAUCAAUGGGAAAUGACUAUCGGUAGUAAGGUAAAAGAUGAAGUUGAAACUAGAAAAUUAUGUUAA
Messenger RNA from Erigeron canadensis, 459 nucleotides. RefSeq names its product beta-fructofuranosidase, insoluble isoenzyme 3-like. Lineage: Eukaryota; Viridiplantae; Streptophyta; Magnoliopsida; Asterales; Asteraceae. Gene Ontology annotation, molecular function: hydrolase activity, hydrolyzing O-glycosyl compounds. The record is from RefSeq and is a predicted model, not a curated record. Gene Ontology annotation, biological process: carbohydrate metabolic process. The transcript has a single exon. Bases 1 to 459 code for a protein of 152 amino acids.